CACAUAGAAUCCAUCGUUUGACAUCAGGCCCACCAUGGUUGUCUUCUCUGUUCCAGCGGCAUUCAUCGCCGUCUCGUCCCUUCUUUCGCUUAGCACCAAUGGUUCUCCUGUCGUUCCUGCAGUAAGGGAUGCCGAAGGGCUGACUGCUCGUGCUGAUACCUUUGCCAUUACUGGCGUUAGCGGCUCUGUACAGCCGCGUCUGGAAAUACGGACUUUGGCCCAAGACUCCGUGUCGUGGAAUCUAUUCCUUCUCGCGAUGGACAGAUUCCUGAACACAAACCAGAAUGAUAUGCUGUCGUUUUACAAAGUUUCUGGAAUUCAUGGUGUGCCCUUCGAAAACUGGGAUGGAGUCCCCGGUGCUCCAAGUGAUUGGUCGGGGUAUUGCCCGCACGGUUCAAACUUGUUUGGAUCGUGGCAUCGUCCUUUCAUUGCGCUUCUGGAGCAAGUUUUGAACUCGCACGCAGUCGCCAUUGCUGGAGAAUUCCCAACAGGCACUAUGAGGUCCGCUUACCAAGCAGCUGCUGCCAAGCUGAGGUUCCCCUAUUGGGAUUGGGCGACCAAUUCCGUCAACGGAAACAUCUUGCCGGGAUCUGUCUCGGAGCCGACUGUCUCAGUGAGCUUUCCAAAUGGCACCACUGGUCAGAUACACAAUCCUUUGUAUAGCUACCGUUUCCACCCUCACGACCCUAGCAUCGGUGGCGCACCUCAAAACCAGUGGCCGGAGACGAUCCGCGCUGGAACAACCAGUGACAUGGCCUCAAUAACUCAAAUGGGUCAACUGGAAGUCAUUUUCAAGUCUGGACACAGUGCGGUGCAGAAUUCAGUAAGCCGAAUCUUCGGCCACUACAGCGGGUGGUCCAGCUCCGUCAACAGCAUAGAAUCCGUCCACAACACCAUUCACAGCUCCUUCCAAUACAACUCGGACAUGUACUCCCUGGCCUACUCUGCCUUCGACCCAAUUUUCUGGCUGCAUCAUUGUAACGUCGACAGACUCAUAGCAUUGGUGCAGGCAAUCUGGCCACAAAGUUACGUUCAACCAGCACAGCAAAAGGGAUCUACUUGGACUAUCAAGAGAGGCAGCACACAGGACGUCAACUCUCCCUUGACUCCCUUCCACAGGGACACUAAAGGUACUUUCUGGACUUCUGCUUCCGUCCGGGACACCAAAGUCUUUGGAUACACCUAUCCGGAGCUCGUUGGCAACCCCAGCAACAGCAGCUUGAUAAGCACGGUCAAGAACAUGUACCCACCCAGCUCCGGUUUGGCUGCCAGCAACACUGCGAGCACUGCCAACGUUGACGGUGUUGGAAACACUCCCAUUGACUACGUCGCCAAUGUCACGCUUGCUCGCGGGGCGCUCGGAGAUUCUUACGCGGUCGAAUUCGCACUCGGCAACCCUACCUCAGAUGCUACGACGUGGAGCUUGGAUCCCGGAUUCGUUGGCUCGGUUGCGGCGCUCGCUGUCACGGGUGUGCAGAGCGACGCUUUGAGCUCAGACACUGUCAUGUUGACGCAGGCGCUGCAGAGCGCGUUCGACUCUGGUGAACUGGGUAGUGCGAACGAGGACGAUGUGCUUGACUACAUGAAGAAAAACCUGCGCUGGAGAGUCCUUAAGGGCAACACUGUCGUCCCGGUAGAGGAAGUUCCACACCUCAAGAUUGAUGUGCUCAGCACUAAGGUCAGACCUGCGAAGAGCGAAAGCGAGUUCCCGGCGUGGGUGGGAGACAUGACUUCCCACCCGGAUAUUAAUGGUGCUGAGUAAUUGUCUUUGGCUCGCCAGGGAGAUAAUGGGGUGAGCUGAGGCGCUGUUGAUGAUAAGUCUCACCAAAACGUACAUUGGCUC
This is a messenger RNA of Aplosporella prunicola CBS 121167, 1843 nucleotides long. RefSeq lists its product as uncharacterized. Lineage: Eukaryota; Fungi; Ascomycota; Dothideomycetes; Botryosphaeriales; Aplosporellaceae. The coding region runs from base 35 to 1762 and encodes 575 amino acids. Gene Ontology annotation, molecular function: oxidoreductase activity. The record is from RefSeq and is a predicted model, not a curated record. The transcript has 7 exons.